This is a messenger RNA of Polyodon spathula (Mississippi paddlefish), 7763 nucleotides long. RefSeq names its product ankyrin repeat domain-containing protein 12-like. Gene Ontology annotation, molecular function: protein binding. The coding region runs from base 304 to 6414 and encodes 2036 amino acids. Gene Ontology annotation, cellular component: nucleoplasm. The transcript has 14 exons. Lineage: Eukaryota; Metazoa; Chordata; Actinopteri; Acipenseriformes; Polyodontidae. The record is from RefSeq and is a predicted model, not a curated record.
ACAAGGGGAAUGUUUUCAAAACCAUCUAAGCAGGAAGGAAACGACAUACUGCUCAUGAGUUCGUUUUAAUAUUAAUUAUUGAUAUUUAUUGUUGCCACUAAAGCACUCAGGUGUAUGAUCGCACAUACAGUAAAUGAAUACGCGGGAUCCGAAUCAUUCACACAGUUGGAGGGGGGACAUCCCCCUCCCACACUCUUCUCCCCCAUCGGCCCUACGCACUACGAUGAGAUCGUUGCCCCCUACUACCUUGUGCAUUAUGAGAAGACUGAUGCCUAAGUGCAGCAGCUAGUUAAGAGCUGUAAGAUGGCCAAGCCUGGGACUGACAGGGACGGCACCAUGGUAGAGAAACAAUCUGGAAGGAAGAAUAAGGAAAAGAUUUCAGCAUUCAGUAAAACUCCAAAGCUGGACCGAAGUGAACUGUUGGGGAAGGAGGUGAAGCAGAAGUCUUCCAUGAAACGCAAGCUUCCUUUUACUGUCAGUCCAACCAGAAAUGAGGAAAGAGACUCGGAUACAGAUUCAGAUCCAGGACACACAAGUGAAACCUGGGGAGAAAGAGUAAUCCCUCCUUACAGGACUUACUCAGAGAAAGAUGGACCAGACAAGAAGAAAGUCAAGAAAGAGACAGGGAGCAAGAAGUCUGCUCCAGUCAGCAUUCUGUUUGGGUAUCCACUUUCAGAACGCAAGCAGAUGGCACUUCUCAUGCAAAUGACAGCAAGAGACAACAGUCCAGACUCUACUCCUAACCACCCAUCCCAGACAACACCAGUGCAAAAGAAAAUUCCAAGUACCUCAUCCCGACAGAAGGACAAAGUGAAUAAAAGAAAUGAGAGAGGAGAGACUCCAUUGCAUAUGGCAGCGAUCCGAGGAGAUACAAAGCAAGUUAAAGAACUCAUCAGCCUUGGUGCAGAUGUAAAUGUUAAAGAUUUUGCAGGCUGGACUCCACUGCAUGAAGCGUGUAACCUGGGCUAUUAUGAUGUUGCCAAAGUCUUGAUAGCAGCAGGAGCUGAAGUGAAUACACAAGGUCUGGACGAUGAUACACCUUUGCAUGAUGCUUCGAGCAGUGGACACAGAGAUAUUGUCAAACUGCUUCUCCGCCAUGGAGGUAAUGCCUUCCAGGCCAAUAAAUGUGGAGAGAGGCCAGUGGAUGUUGCAGACACAGAAGAGCUAGAGCAGCUACUGAAAGGGGAGAUGCCUCUCUCUGAUGAUGAAGACAGCUCUUCAGAAUCUGAAGACCCACUUUCAAUAAACCCUUCCAGUGUAGAUGAUAAUAUGGAGGACUCUGAAGGUGAAAAGGACUCUGAAAAUAAACAGCUGACCCCAACCAAAGCCUCUGUAUCUGGCCUGGAUGAGUACGAGUUCAAAGACGACGAGGAAGAGGAGGACUUAAGCAAAGCACUGAACAACAGGCAUAUUCUUAGGAGAGAGCUCAGACAACGGGAGAAGGAAGAAAAAGAGAGGAGUAAUUGUAUUGCUAAGCAGGAAAGGACAGAUCAGCAAAAUGCCUUCAAGUCGAAAAAGCCAAAACCCUCCAGAGUGCUUAUCUGCAGCUCUGACAGUUCAGAUGAUGAUGAUGCACCACAGGAGAGGAAAGUCUCAUCUCCAACUUGUUCCCUUACAGCUGCAGCAGAGGAUCACAAAACCGAAAUAAGGACUAAAAAAGAGAUUAGCCUAACAACUGAGCAUAAAGAGAAGGGAAAGGGGAAGAAAAAAAUAAAAAAUCUAAGUAAAAACAAAGAGAACCAAGAACUCAAAGAAGAUGGCAAAGAAAAUACUAAAAUGACAUUGUUUUCGUCUGCAGCCGAACUGGAAACUUCAGAGUGGGCAAAAGAGGAGGAUUCUUUUAAAAUGUCAUUUAGCCCAAAGGAUGAUGCUUCAGUUCAUCUUUACCAUCUUCCAUCAGUAAAACCUCCCAAGCUUAAUCACAACAUAUCUGACAAACAAUCUGCCUCUCUAAAACAGGUGUGCUUGCCCCCAGGAGGUUCAGAAAUGUCUUCGCAGACAGGAGUUGUCCCACACGACCACUAUACAGACACAGACAACACCAUUGAAAGUUCAACCAGCAAAGGGUUUAAGCACAAAGAGAAAAGCAAGCACCACCAGAAAGAAAUUGGAGUAGAUGAGGAGGCUGAAAUCUCCAGUCCGAGAAAAGAGGAGGACCUGGGGACUUGUUUUGACAGUUCGGAGGGAGCCUUGCGAAAGACUGAUAAAGAUGGAAAAGUGAUUAAAAAGCAUAAGUUAAAACAUAAGGACAAAGGAAAAGACAAGCGCAGAAAAGAGCAUGAGGGUGGAAAGGACAAGCACAGGCACAGAGACUGUAACAAAGAAGCUCCACGGAACCUAGAAUUUGAUCGGGAGUUUUGGAAAGAGAACUUUUUCAAGAGUGACGAAAACGAUGAACUGUUGCCAGGGAAAACUGAAACCAGUGUGACGAUUUCUGCAGAAAAGCUGUCUGAGAAGUCUGUCAAAGAAAAGAGGUCUGUCAAAGAAAAAAAUCUUGGCAAAGAGAAGUCUAAAGAGGAACGAGACAAAGAUAAAUCGAAAAAGGACAAGAAAGAAAACUUUUCCAAAGAAGAAAAGGGAAAGGAUAUGAGUAAGGAGGAGGAAAGAACAGAUGACUGUGCUAUAGACAGGGAGUCUGAGGACUGUACACAUGGUGGUGUUCCUGUUAAGGAGGAACUGGCAGAGCAGCCCUUUACAGAGAAGGAAACUGAACAGCACGACUCACAGGAAAAAGGCAUUAAAGAAAGAACAGAGAAAAUGUCCCCAGUAAAGGAAAAAGAUGCAGAAAAGGUGGAUAAACAUUCUGACAAAGAGAAAAAAAUAAAAAAUGAACACCUCUUUGAUAAAACUGAAUCACACGAUUGCACAGAGAGAUGGAAAGAGAGAGAAAAAACAAGCUUCUCACAUGCACCAAAAACCCACAAGGACAGUGAAAAGCAGAAAGCUGUUCUGUCUUUAAAAAAGCCAGAAGACAACAAAAAAAACAAAGACAAGCCUGAAAAAAAGCAUGAAAAGGAAAAGACAGAAAGAGAGCGGUAUUUGGACGAAGACAAGGACAAAGAGAAAAAUACAGAAAAGAAAGGGAAGCCCAUGGAAAAGGGGAGCGAUUUAAGCAAACUAGACCGAGUGAAAGAAAAGGAGAAAGAUCAUGACCGAGAGAAAAAAAAGAAGGAAAAAAUCAAAGAUGUAACCUCUGCUUCAAACAUGAAGGUAUUUUUAGACGAGAAAAAAGGCAUUGUGAUAGAGAGCAGUAAAGUGUCACAUGAUAAAGCAUUUUCCUCAAAGGAUAAACAGAAAGAAGAUGUGUUGAAAACCCCUGAAAAAGACAGAAGGGAAAAAGACAGAGAGAUUGACCGCUACAGGGACAAACACAAGGACAAGACUCAAACUAAUAAAGCCAACAAAGCAAAGACCAACGAAGUAGAGGCUGAUAAGAUUAAAUCUAAACCGUCACCUGCUGCCAAGGACACUCGACCGAAGGAGAAAAGGCUGGUCAACGAUGAUCUUAUGCAGACAAGUUUCGAGAGAAUGCUGAGUCUCAAAGAUCGUGAGAUCGAACAGUGGCAUCGGAAACACAAAGAAAAGAUUAAGCAAAAGGAAAGGGAAAGGUUGAAGCACAGACCAGGGUUAGAGCUCAGUAAAUUAAAGAACAAAGAGGGACCAAAGAGCUUGCCGGCGGAAUCAUACAGUAGUAAAGAGCUUCUACGGUCUAAAAGCUCAGAGGUGUCUGAAGCUCACAGCCGAGAGAAGCUGUUAAAAGAUCCCACAAGCAAAAGGUCUUUUUCCUUGGAUGCAAAACAUGUGCCAAGUAUUGGAAAAAUCACUCAUGGUCUUGAUAAUAGCUUGACUCGCUCUCCUAGGCCAGAAAGUGAAAAAGCAGGAGUUAUCUCUAGAUCAGUGUCCAUGGUUUCAGUGGCCAGUUCAGAGGAUUCCUGCCAGACUGCAGUGACAACACCUAGGCCAGUAACUGAGUAUGAUUCUGAUUUUACACUUGAAGUCUCAGACUCACAAAUGUCCUUCUCUCAGUCUCAGUUUGUGCCCACUGCCAGAUCACCUAUUAUUCAUGAAAGAGACGCUGAAAGUUUACUUGACGUAUCCCAUCGUCUCAAGCCCCCACUGUCCAGCAAACAGCCUCUAUCUUACCUGAGAUCGAUUUCUAAUGAGGAUGCCAAGACCCAUGCUGCUGAUUGCAGAAAGCUUGGUGAGGAACGCAGGUAUAGCAUAGCAACACCCUCUAAUAAUGAACAUUUAAGACUUUCUGUAGUAGAAAGCAGCUUGGCCCCAACACAAGAAAACCAAAACAGUUUCUUUCCAGUGCCUCCAAGUCUUAGCAGCACCACUUCUACAACAGAAGCACCAGCUGUUGCCAGUGAAGAAAGCUCAUACAUGAGUGUUUCAAGCUGUCGUCCUUCUCUUCCAGCGUCUACCAUGCCAAGCAGCAACGAGCAUAGCAGCUGUGUUGCACUGCAGAGUAGUCCACUGCAUGUAAGCCAUCCAGAAACACAAUCGGAGGGUUAUCACUCAACUGAUAAAGCACUGGAAAAAAACAAUAACACUCAAAUAACCCAAGAUAGGGAAGCUUCCCAAGCUGAAAAAACAUGUGAACAAUUGUCAGAAUGUGCAAAGCAGGAAGGCUCAAACCAUUCAAUGAAUGCAUUGGAAAUGAUAUCUUCUCAAUUGUCCUUACCGUUGCUUCCAAAGGCAUCAUCUGAAAGCAGUAGUGACACACAUGAAGCAUAUGAGUCAACUUCCAGCUUCCAGCGACUUGAGGUCCCCCAAAAAAUUGACCAGGACCAAGCUCCAUUUUCUGAGGAAAGAGACACAGCUUGUGUUCAUCCUGAUGAGGGUACUCAGUUAAGUACAAAUAGUAAAAUUGAGGAGCAAAAUGUAGAAGCAGUAGCAAGCGAUCUGUCUGAAAGCGUAAGACCAUAUUGUCCAAAUAGCCCUGAGCAAGCUAUCGAUCCUUCAUGUUCCAUUGAGCAACAAGUAAGCAAUACCAACAGAGAAAGUUCUGUACAGAAACCAAGUACAUGCUGUGAUGUGUUAAGGAAUACUGAAGAAACUGCCAUGGAGACAGAUAAUGACACUGGCAGGGUGGAAUCUAAAUCAGGUAUUGCAGAACAAGCUGUGGUUGAAAGCUCGGGUACUGCCCAGUCAGACAAAUCUGAAUAUGCUCUGCCUAAGUCCCCAGCUGUCAUUGAGGCUACUUACUCAAGCCUGGAGGAUAAAGCAGGGGAACAUCUUGAUGCAGAAAGCCUGGAAAAAAACCUUGUUCAAGAAAUGCAAGACCUUCUAAAACCGUCUCCAGAUAGUGCUACCCAACCACAUCUUGUACCUGACGUGAAAAUAGAAUUAGUUGAGCAGAUGACGGUAGAUCUAGAAACUGCUGAUGACAAACUAGAACAGCAGGAUGCUUCUCAAAGAGUCACCAGAACUCAAAUAAAUUCACAAGUUGGCAUGAUAAAAGCAGCCUCAGUUGGUUGCCCACAAAUAGCUGAUACAGAUGGUGAUUCAUUAGCUUCCAUCAAAGCAAAAAUAAGGUUAACAGAGGAGGAGGACAUUCAGGUGCCUCACCCACGGAAGAGGAAGAUGUCGAGAGUGCCACAGCCGGUGCAAGCAAACCCUACAGUGCUGCAGGCUAAAGAGAAGACCCAGCAAUCUCUAGCAGAUGUUGUAGACUCAUUAAAGCUUGAUGAAAUUCAGCCAUACGAAUCGGAGCGGGCCAAUCCUUACUAUGAGUUUUUGCAUAUCCGAAAGAAGAUUGAAGAGAAGCAGAAAGUGUUAAGCAGUGUUAUCCCACAAGCGCCACAGUAUUAUGAUGAAUACGUUACUUUCAAUGGAUCGUACCUUCUAGAUGGAAAUCCUUUUAGUAAACUUUGUAUACCAACAAUAACACCGCCUCCUUCAUUGCCUGAACCCCUAAAAGAAAUGUUCAAACAACAGGAGGUUGUCCGAAUGAAGCUGCGUUUGCAACACAGUAUUGAACGGGAGAAACUCAUCGUGUCAAACGAGCAGGAGGUUUUGCGUGUCCAUUAUCGUGCAGCUAGAAUCCUGGCCAACCAGACUCUACCAUUUAGUGCCUGCACUAUUCUUCUUGAUGCAGAGGUUUACAACAUGCCCCAGGACCCUCGGACUGAUGACAGCAAAAUAUCAGUGAGGGAUCGGUUCAAUGCCCGUCAGUUUAUGUCUUGGUUACAUGAUGUUGAUGACAAGUUUGAUAAGCUUAAGACGUGUCUUCUGAUGAGACAGCAGCAUGAAGCAGCAGCACUGAAUGCAGUACAGAGGCUAGAGUGGCAGCUCAAACUACAAGAACUUGAUCCUGCAACAUACAAAUCUAUCAGCAUCUUCGAGAUCCCAGAGUUUUAUGUCCCACUGGUUGACGUCAAUGAUGACUUUGAGUUGACACCCAUAUGACCUUUUUGUGUUUUGUUUCAUUGGGUUUGACUCAAACAGAGCAUCCGUGAGCAAGGGUGUAAGAAAAAUGCUGCACUAAAAACCAAGAGCUGUAGAAAGGAAUAGUUUCCAAUUCAAGAGCACUUAACGCAUCCUGUGGAUUCUUCCAGAGGGUUCAGGUUUUUUUGGAUGCUGAAGAUGGAGUUCAUGUUCUUAACUUAAAAACAGAAAUCCUGUUUCCCAAUCACAGAAUUAUUGACGGUGAACAUUGAGUAUUCUGGAUGUCUAGACAAUGUAAAAGUUAAACAGUAUAAUAUGAGAAUAGAGUUCUAGCUUGCUGUUCUCAGGAAUAGGCACUUACUACAGGGGACUAGAAGCUGGUGCUUGCAGCGCUGGAAGCUGCUGAAUGACACAGAAAAGAAGAAUGGAUGUGUUCUGCAAUAUAAAAGAAUGCUUGCACAUCUAUAAGCAGAUAACUUGAUACAAAGCCUGCUUUAUGGGAUUGUGGGAUACCUUUCGUCUGUAUAGGAACAAUAAGAAAUUUAUUGAAGGUUUUCUUAAAUGUACAGACUGUGCUCUUAAAUUUAUUGUGUUAAUAACUUAUUUUAUACAUAAUAAUUGUGCAUUUGUAAAUAACCAUGUAAUUAUUGUUUUUCAAUUUGUAAAAAAAGAUAAUGAGAUAAAAUAGAUAUUUUGAUUGUAAAAGUGUUUUAAUGGACCAAAGUUGAAGUUUUAAAUUGAGUGUCAUGUGUUCCUGGCUAAUUCUAAAGCAUGUGUUGGAUUUUUUUACUUGUUCCAUUACUGCAGCUGUUUUAGAUUUGUGAUGUGUAUGCUGUGCAUGCAUUACUGGUUUUGACUGUGUCUACAAAGUUGUACUGUGGACUGCAGUGAGGUUUAGAAAACUGUUGUUCCAUGCAUAUUUGCCAUUUGUUCUGUUAUGUGCAUCACAUACUGCAGUUUAAUUUUCAAUUUGUGUAUGUUGACUAACACACAUUUAAAAAAAAAAAAAAAAAAAAAAUGUAAAAUGUUACUUUUAUUACUGUGUGACGUGGAAUAGCAACAAUCUAUUUUUUCAACAUAUUGCCUUUUGAACCUAUUUUAAUAUUUGCUUGUUAAAUGACAUGUACAUAUUUGUAAUAUAUUGUUGAAUACAUUUUAUUGGUCCUCUGCAUUCAGUAUCAAGAUGUUUGUUUUUGUUUUGUUUUUUAAUGGUGAUGUUCAAGUUUUACAUUCGCUACUUUCCUUGGGUUGCCUUUUCAGGAAUCGUAAUAAGUGAACAACUUUCAUUAUGGUAAAACCACAAUAUUGUCACAUAAGAAACAUGUUUAACUCAGUGUGUUACUUAACUGAUUAAAUGAGAUUGUUAUAUA